Messenger RNA from Aspergillus tubingensis, 1545 nucleotides. RefSeq lists its product as uncharacterized. Gene Ontology annotation, molecular function: metal ion binding. Lineage: Eukaryota; Fungi; Ascomycota; Eurotiomycetes; Eurotiales; Aspergillaceae. The transcript has 3 exons. The coding region runs from base 1 to 1545 and encodes 514 amino acids. The record is from RefSeq and is a predicted model, not a curated record.
AUGUCCUCCACGAUUCAUCCCCAGUACUUCUGUACUCGUCCUAAUGGCGCCUUCACUCCCCUUAUCGCCGUGGAUGAGCUCCCCUCGCAUAUCUCGAUUCGUGGGGCUCCCCGUGUGCUAGCAGCCAGUGAAACCCAAGGAAUGACGAGCCUUGGGAUUGUACAGAUGAGGCCCCAGUCAUAUGUUGUCGAAGGAGCUGGCCCUGCUUCCACUCGAGAGACGUCCACGAGUUCGACCGGACACCGCACCCGUGACUCUGAUUUACAGGCCGCGUUGAUGAGAGUCCUUUCCGAUGAGUGUCUUCCGACAAACGAGCGUCUGGCUAUUACAACGCUGAUACAGCAUGGUCUUUCUCGCGGCAUGUUUACGCCCAGUUCGUCCAGUAACGGUUGGUUGGUGCCUAAUAGUGGUGGUAGUAUUGCUGGCAAUGUGGGUUCUAGACAAGGACCUCACUACAAUACCAAGAAAGAAUACUGUUCGUACUGGAUUCGCCAUGGCGAGUGUGACUAUUCACAACAAGGCUGCCUUUAUAAACAUGAGAUGCCUGGCGACCCGGCGAUGCUCGAGAAGCUUGGCCUCCGUGACAUCCCCCGCUGGUAUCGUGAGAAGUAUGGCAUUCCCAGCCUGAUACCGAAUGGACAUGUUCAUCCUCGUCAUCAAAUCGGACAUGCUCUGCCACUGACGGACAAUGGGGGUUUCGGAGCGGUCCACAACCCAUCUCGCCUUGGGGCAAACAUCAUCUCGGACAUUUCUGAUUUUGAAAGGGACUCUCAGCAGAAGACUCAUUAUGCUAUUCAGCACUCACCAGCUGCACUUCCUGGAUCGUCGCGGCCUGUCUAUGCCGCCGCAGGACCGUCCAGGGCUCAAAUGCCCCAGAGACACGGAGCAAAGAAUUCUUCGAAAAUGGAUCUUUUAUCCUUUGACCCUCUCCCAGAGUACCCCAGCUACACAUCCGUGGAAUCUGCGCCCGGGAAGAUGCGCGCGCUGGCCAACGCAAAUGGCACCGCCGCCUUUGCGAGUGUCAACAGCGAGCGUGAGGACUUCGUCCGCAGUAUACAAUCUCUAAUGCCGACUCCAAUAUCCGGGAGCUCGGAGUACCUGCUGGCCGGUGGUUCUCCCUAUAAGCCUCGUUCCAAGAAGGCACAAAAAUCCCGCCGGUUGUAUCAGCCUCGGCCUGCUAUCCUGAAGCAGGAGUCCGAACCUGAAGCAAGCGAAGUAGAUGCAUUCAGCGGGGAGAGUAGAGGCUAUGGCACUGCUCCGCCGAGCGUUGCAUCUCCCAUUUCUAAGGUUGACCACCCAAGCCCGAACAUCCGGUCUGCCCUAGAUAGCGCGUCCGAGCCGGCUACUCGCGGUGCCUCCCCUUUAACCCAGUCCGGCACUGCAUCUUCGGACUCGAGUCCCGAUCUUGUCCGCGACCGACACAAAGAUAAAAAAGAACACAAAGCGGCCUUCGGCGCUAUCGGUACCAGGAGAGGGUUCGGUAAGUCGUGUGACGGGUCCUUCGAAGUUGAUCUGUUAGGCCUGGGCACCAAGGACGAUGAUUAA